This is a messenger RNA of Microplitis demolitor, 3335 nucleotides long. It is a transcript of the gene Ppa, whose product is annotated as F-box/LRR-repeat protein 14. The coding region runs from base 874 to 2331 and encodes 485 amino acids. NCBI's taxonomy places the organism in Eukaryota, Metazoa, Arthropoda, Insecta, Hymenoptera, Braconidae. The record is from RefSeq and is a predicted model, not a curated record. Gene Ontology annotation, molecular function: protein binding. Gene Ontology annotation, cellular component: SCF ubiquitin ligase complex. The transcript has a single exon. Gene Ontology annotation, biological process: SCF-dependent proteasomal ubiquitin-dependent protein catabolic process.
UCGGACUCGGACAGUUUGUGACUGGAAGCGCGCCAGUUCACUUCUUUUUUAUGUAUUAUAAAUGUCUUUGCGGAUUACGUGAUUAGACACAUGACCGCGUACCAGAAAUAAUAAUUAACAGUAACGAUGUUUCUAUUGUCCGAUAGAUAGUCCGACUCAGUUUUAUAAAUAAAAUAAAAAGCAUUAGUUAAAUGUGUGGUUGGUUGUAUUAUAUAUGUGAAAAUAGGUGAAUUGAAGUACAACCAUUUUGUUGGAUAUGCGGAAGCAUCAAUUUAUACUCGGGUAGAUAAAUAUUUAAUAUGAAUAAAUUGAAUGUAAUUGAGAGCGUACAAAGGUCGGAAUUUAGUGAUGAAAAAGUUUUAUGAAGAUCACGAUAAUAAAUAAUAGUGUGUGUUGUAGGUUCAGUAGCGAACGCUAGCAGUUGCUGGUGCUGGUGCUAGUGGUGGUGGUGGUGGUGGUGGGUAUAAAGCUCUACCCACAUCGUCCACGACGGUGUGUUGGUUGUAUUCCUAUUGGGAGGUUAAGAGAGUGUGUGGUGAGUAGACUGCUGUGUACGGACGUGAAUUUUACUCACGUUUGUUUAAUCAUAUAUAUAUAUAUAGUGUGUAUAUAUAUGUAUGUGAAUGUAGAUGUAGAUGUACCUGUACAUGUAAAAGAUCCAGUGUAUGAAUCGUAAAAGGAAAGAUCGGAGAGAAGAGGAUCGGAUCACGUGCUGAUGGAUGAUAGGAGGUGAUAAGAACUGACGUAUUGGAGCAAUAAUAAGUAUAAGUUUUGAAUAAAGAAGGAGAAUUGAUUAUGGUGAGGGCCGAUGAUUGUGGCAGCAUAAAAAGCUCAUUGAGUGUGUGAGUGAGUGGAGAGUGCGCACGGCGCAAUAUGGAGGAGAGUCAGCUGUUGAUGACCGAACUACCAGCGUUGACGACGGGAGGAACGCGUGGUGGUGCUCUGCUCCACAGGUCUGGUCAUAUUUAUCACCUGUAUCAGCCGCACCUGGCACUGACGACACCUCAGCAUCAGUCACGGCAAAACACCGUGAGUGUCCCCAAUUACAUGAAUGGAGGUGCUACUAAUUUAAGCAAGUACAAGCACGGCGGUGUUGUACGACGUAAAACUGCGGAGGAAAGGAACGAGGACGCCGCGCCCACAAGCACCCAUGUAUCAUGUCUCUAUCCGGAAAUAUUGGCCCUUAUAUUUAGCUAUUUGAAUGUAAGGGACAAAGGCCGGUCCGCUCAGGUAUGCGUCGCCUGGAGAGAUGCCGCUUACCACCGUUCGGUUUGGAGAGGGGUUGAGGCCCGUCUGCACCUAAGGAAACCGUCCUCUGUAGUUUUUGCAAGCUUGGUGAGGAGGGGAGUAAAGAGGGUACAAGUGCUCUCUUUGAAAAAAGGCCUCGGGGACGUUAUUAGAUCCAUACCCAAUCUCGAGUCUUUAAAUCUUUCGGGCUGCUAUAACAUAACUGACCAGGGCCUUAACACCGCCAUCUGCAACAACAUCGUUACCUCGCUCACCAGGUUAAAUUUGUCUCUCUGUAAACAAGUUAGCGAUCAGUCGCUACACAAAAUAUCUCAGAACAUACCAAAUCUCGAGUCUCUCGAGCUGGGCGGAUGCUGCAACGUUACCAACAACGGGCUCGGGUACGUCGCCUGGGGACUCAAGAAGCUCAAGAUCCUCGACCUGAGGAGCUGCUGGCACGUCUCCGACCAAGGGAUCGCCUACCUCGCGGGAAUAACCUCCAGCGAAACUCCCGGCAGCAGUCUGACGUUGGAACACCUGGGGCUGCAAGACUGCCAGAGACUCAGCGACGAGGCACUCAGGCAUCUCUCCACGGGGAUAGUCACCCUCAAGUCCAUAAACUUGUCCUUCUGCGUCUCCAUCACCGAUUCGGGGUUGAAGCACCUCGCCAAGAUGACCAGUCUCCGGGAGCUGAACCUCAGGUCCUGUGACAACAUAUCGGACAUCGGGAUGGCGUACCUCGCAGAAGGCGGCAGCAGGAUAUCCUCCCUCGACGUCUCCUUCUGCGACAAGAUCGGCGACCAAGCGCUGGUCUACAUCUCACAGGGUCUUUUUAAUUUAAAAUCUCUCUCGCUGUCGGCGUGCCAAGUCAGCGACGAGGGAAUUUGUAAAAUAGCCGAGACACUUCUCGAACUGAGCACUCUCAACGUCGGGCAGUGCACCAGGAUAACCGACAAGGGUAUCUGUACAGUAGCUAAAAAUAUGAAAAACUUGACGUGCAUUGAUCUCUACGGCUGCACCGGAAUAUCAACAAGUGGAUUACAGAAGAUUAUGAAAUUACCCCAGAUCACAACCAUUAAUCUGGGAUUAUGGCACGUGCGGUGAUGAGUGCAUUGGAUUUUUUAUAGUGUUUAUAAAAUAAUAACUAUCAUUUUUAACUAUUAAUUGUUUUUCUUUUUUAGCACGAUACAUGUUGUCGUAACGAUAAGAGUUAAUUAUUAUUACUAUUAUUAUUAUUAUUAUUAUUACUAUUACAUUUAUCAUCAUUAUUAUUAUUAUUAACUAUUGCUAUUAUUAAUUAAUAAUUAUAAAUAAUUGAUAAUCGAAUUUUUUACACUUUGAAAUCAGGCUGAAUUAGAUAUUAAAUUUUUUAAAUCAUUUUUUUCCUUCACUGAACUUUUAAUUUCACUUUUUAUUUUUCUUUAUUAUUAUUAUUACUAUUAUAAUAAUUAUGUAAUUAUUAAUUCUUUUCGUUUUCUGUGAUGUGAAGAAGUUAUUUUUGUUGCAAGUUCGUCGUAUAUGGUAAUGAAAAAAAUAAUAAAAGAAAAGACGUAAAAAAAGGAAGAAGAAAAUAAAUUUAAAUUUAAAUAAAAAUAAACGAUGACAUAAAAGAAUAAUUAUAUGCAAAUGAUAAAAAAAAAGUUAUUUGUGGUGACUUGAAUAUAAUAAUUUUGAGGCGUUUUUUAUUUUUCAGAUACGAUCGAUAAACAUUAAUUGUUGAUUAAUUGUAUUAUAGUGUGUUGCGUAUGAGAGCGAUGAUAAUGUUGUUCAGUUUUGUUUUAUCAGGCUAAUUAGCAACAAUUGAAUUUAUUAAUCCUCGAUGGUGGCUUUAAGACCAUCGGAUCGGUUGUUACUUAAUUCAUUUAUUAUUAAUUGCAUUUGGCCUCUUUUAUAGAUGAAUUUGUACAUUUUAUUAAUACAAUUAUUAAAAAACAAAGUGAAAAAGAGAUGGUAGAAAAAAAUUACAGAGGAAAAUUUACCGAGACAAAUUUUUUGUACUAAAAAAUAUAUUAAGAGUCGAAUGUUCGUGUGGGUGCAAGAUGACGAAUUAAAAUAAAUAAAUGACGAUUUUAUAUAUAUAUAUAUAUAUAUAUAUAUAUAUAUAUAUA